AUGCGCAUGCUCUCCGAACAAGAAGCCAACGAGAUCGAAGUGACAUGGGAAGACCAGCAAUCUAUCAACGCCUUCAGCCGGCUCAACUCGACCUACUCUGACCUGCUCGAAGACCUGCGCAUCGGCAAAGAAGAGCGGGAGGCGCUCGACGAUCUUGCGCUCGAGCUCGAGCUCGCUGACGAAGACGAGCCUAUCCUGUACAAGAUUGCCGACACAUUCAUCGCGCUGCCGCAUCCAGAUGCAUUGGAGAGGCUGGAGGCGGAACAGCACGAGGCGGACGAGAAGCUCUCGACGCUGCAGGAUAAAUUGGAUUCCUACGACGCCCAGAUGAAACAGCUCAAGGUCAAGCUGUACGCCAAGUUUGGCGAUAACAUCAACCUCGAAAGAGAUUGA
Sporisorium graminicola is the source of this 393-nucleotide messenger RNA. RefSeq lists its product as uncharacterized. NCBI's taxonomy places the organism in Eukaryota, Fungi, Basidiomycota, Ustilaginomycetes, Ustilaginales, Ustilaginaceae. The transcript is spliced from 3 exons. Bases 1 to 393 code for a protein of 130 amino acids. Gene Ontology annotation, biological process: protein folding. Gene Ontology annotation, cellular component: cytoplasm; prefoldin complex. The record is from RefSeq and is a predicted model, not a curated record.